This is a messenger RNA of Branchiostoma floridae (Florida lancelet), 1192 nucleotides long. Its product is annotated as 15-hydroxyprostaglandin dehydrogenase [NAD(+)]-like. Gene Ontology annotation, cellular component: cytoplasm. Lineage: Eukaryota; Metazoa; Chordata; Leptocardii; Amphioxiformes; Branchiostomatidae. Gene Ontology annotation, molecular function: oxidoreductase activity, acting on the CH-OH group of donors, NAD or NADP as acceptor. The transcript has 9 exons. Bases 162 to 983 code for a protein of 273 amino acids. The record is from RefSeq and is a predicted model, not a curated record.
UGGAGGAAAUGUUGGGUAGCCGUGAGGCAGUCUUCAAACGGAAUGGGGAACUUGUGUUCAGGGGCAAGCCGAUAUCUGAAACAAAGCUUCUCUUCAUAAACCAGUGAGACUGUAACUGCACAUUUCUGGUAGCUCUGAGUUGACUGGCGUCCUUGAUUAGAAUGCAGCUGAGAGGAAAAGUAGCUCUUGUGACGGGAGCGGCGCAGGGGCUGGGGAGGGGGUUCACUGAGGCAAUGCUGCACCGCGGAGCAAAGGUAGCACUACUGGAUAUCAAAGUGCUAGAAGGAAGAAAGACGACAAAGGAACUAGCAUCAAAGUACGGCCCAGACAAGGUGCUUUUCCUGCCCUGUGAUGUCACUGACAAGGGUCAGAUGAAGAGUGCAUUCCAGCAGGCAUCCAGCCACUUUGGGCAGCUGGACAUUGUUGUGAACAAUGCAGGAGUGACAGAGCAGGAGAACUGGGACAUGGUUCUAGAUAUCAACCUGAGAUCUGUUAUACAUGGUACCUUACUUGGACUGGACCACAUGGGCACAGAUAAAGGGGGUGGAGGAGGCCUGAUCAUUAACAUCGCUUCCAUGGCUGGGCUGAUAGCCAUGUUUAUUGGACCUGUGUACACUGCAACUAAACAUGGUGUGGUGGGGCUGUCCAGGAGUUUUGGGACCCCCUUUCACUUUGACCGUAGCGGAGUGCGCGUGUGUGCCAUCUGCCCGACGAUGACCGACACGGCCAUCCAGCCCCCCAGGGUGGCCGCCACCCCUGAGGAACAGCUGAAAGCUGAUGCCCACUGGGCAUAUACUGACUCUCAGGGAGGGCUGCUGCAAGUAUCUGAAGUGGUUGAUGGUUUUCUCCAGCUGGUGGAAGAUGACAGUAAGAACGGCGCCGUGAUGAGGAUAACUAAACAGAAGGGAGUGGACUAUCAGCCGUAUGGGGGAGGGGGGCAGGGGGUACCCUAUGCCACACGGAAAACAAGGAGCAAGUUAUAAUGUCAGAGACAUAAACAAUAAUGCCAAAAAUUUUCUAAUUGUAUCAAUCAUGCAAAUGACUCUCUACAAAUCAUAAAUUAUUUACUAUACAUAUGAUUAUACUUGUACGUGUAAUACAAAGAAUGUUAUAAUAAAUUUUCUUUUAGGCCACAGCAAGUAAAUUUUAUGGAUGACAUCCUUGUGCGCAUUACUUUUUGCCUGAUUUCAGA